Molecule: messenger RNA, 1194 nt
Organism: Camponotus floridanus (Florida carpenter ant)
Lineage: Eukaryota; Metazoa; Arthropoda; Insecta; Hymenoptera; Formicidae
Exons: 5
Coding region: 612-1175 (187 amino acids)
Biological process (GO): detection of chemical stimulus involved in sensory perception of smell; sensory perception of smell
Cellular component (GO): plasma membrane
Molecular function (GO): odorant binding; olfactory receptor activity
Source: RefSeq, a predicted model, not a curated record
AUAGAAAAAAGCCACUGUAAAGUUACAAUGUUGUAAUUUAUGUGAACGACCGAUAAAAGUUUCGUUAGAAAUUUAUACAUUAAAUUAAAAUAUACAGAGUGUCCACUUACUUUUGACAUUCAAAGUGUGCAGAUAAAGCGGGUUAAAUAGAAUAAAAAAGUUCUUCCGUUUUGUGUUCUUUAUUAAUUAUUGCGAAGAUUACAAAACGGUAGAACUUUUUAGAACUGAGUAGAACGUAAGGACUUUUCUAUUCACAAUAAGUUUAAGACCCUCUAUUUGCACAUGAAAGUUUCGAUGAUUAUUACGGGUUACCCUGUAUAUAUGUGUGUAUAUAUGUGAUAUAACAUCUACAUUAAUUUAAAAAAAUUAUAAAGAAGAAAAAAAUCAAUACGAAAAAAAUUAUAAAGAAGAAAGAAAUUAAUAUGAUUCUAUUUGAAUCCACUUAGUAGCGAGCGUUUGCGGCAUAUUUGGUUAUAUGCUUAUCAUAUUUUGACCGGAUAUUAUGCAUAUUAUAAUACCGACAAAUGUAACUCAAUCACAUCGCUUGCCAGUUCCGAUGGACUAUUUUGGAUCAAGAAAAAUAUUUCUAUUGGAUUGUGUUAUAUCUCAGUAUGGGGGUAUUCAUCGGAACGGUUUCAACGAUAGCAAUAGGAUCUAUUCUUAUCGCAUAUAUUCAAUGUACCUAUGUUAUUAGAUGCGCAAUGCAUAUCAAUAUGCUAAAAAACAUUAAAUCGAAGAAAGAGAAUUCAAUAUUGGAAGGAAUAAUUAGUGCCGUAAAUAUACAUCGGCAAGCUAUGAAAUUAUCUAAAUUUUUGGAGUCCAAAAUGGAGACCAUGAUGUUUUGCUUAAUAAUGUCCGGAGUACUCUCUCUGAGUCUUAAUCUCUUUCGAGUUUUUCAGAUUGUUUCAUCCGGAUAUGAUAUCCAAGAGUUAUUAAUGCCUUUUGCAUCUGUAUCUAUCGCUAUAUUAUACAUGUUUAUAGGUAAUUAUGCUACGCAGAAUGUAACGGAUCACAACAAUGACGUCUUUGCUACUGUGUAUGAUGUCGAAUGGCAUGAAAGACCGUUACAUAUACAGAAAAUAAUACUUUUUCUACUGCAAAAAGGAGCCAAAGAGUUUACUUUAGGUGCCGGUGGAUUAUUUGUCGGAUCGUUGGAAUGUUUCACCACGGUAUAAAGAUAAUAAAUAUAUUAUC